CAACUUCCAGUGUCUUUUCGUUUACCACCAAUCCCCGUCCAAGCUCGUGUUAAUAAGACAGUUUUAGGAAGCACAGAGAUUGUUCAAAAAACUAGCGUAAACAACGCCUUUGUUAAUAACGAUCCGUUUAUUCCUCUAAAUCCGUUAACAACUGAGGAGAUUAGAGUGUUUGAAGAUAAAAAGGCGGCUGAAAAUAAUGCAAGAAAGAGACGGAGAAGUUCAGAAUAUGAUAAGUGGAAGCGUCCAAAUAGUCAAGAGACUCCUUGGCUAAGCAACGAAUGCAACGUUAAAUAUACAAGUGUGGUUGAAAGAUUGCACUAUGAAAUUCUGGAAUUUGUCGAUUAUCUUUUGCCAACAGAUUUAGAACGUUUAUUACGUGCCUAUGUAAUAAAACGUAUCGAGAUGGCAAUCAGAGCGGUUUACUCAACUGCAGAAGUAUUGGCGUUUGGAAGUUAUAAUACGGAUCUUUAUCUUCCAACAAGUGAUAUUGACCUAGUUUGUUUUAUACAUCAAAGGAAUCCAUUGAGAGAUAUUGUAUCAAUAUUAACUAGAAAUAAUAUUUGUGAAGGCAGACCUAUUGCAAUUGCGAAUGCAGUG
Messenger RNA from Racocetra persica, 597 nucleotides. The record is from the annotation of a GenBank genome assembly. NCBI's taxonomy places the organism in Eukaryota, Fungi, Glomeromycota, Glomeromycetes, Diversisporales, Gigasporaceae.